AUGCACGCGCGUUCUCCGGUGUGCGUUGUAGGCUUCACCCCGCAAGGUACAAAGUCGGGGAAGGCUAUCGUGCCAACAGGCACCAAGGUGCCCGGCGCCAGGCGCUCCACCUCGCGAGAAAAUACGACGGUGGUCGCCAGCAUCGGCGCCGACGGCCCCACCUACAACCCUAUCAUCAUCUACAAAGGCCAGCGUAUGCAACCCGUUNUGAUUGUUCGACUGCCUCCACCCCCGAUGCACGCGCGUUCUCCGGUGUGCGUUGUAGGCUUCACCCCGCAAGGUACAAAGUCGGGGAAGGCUAUCGUGCCAACAGGCACCAAGGUGCCCGGCGCCAGGCGCUCCACCUCGCGAGAAAAUACGACGGUGGUCGCCAGCAUCGGCGCCGACGGCCCCACCUACAACCCUAUCAUCAUCUACAAAGGCCAGCGUAUGCAACCCGUUUGGAUCCAGGACAAGAACGGCGUCCCCGAUGCGAAGUACACCGUCACGGAGUCAUCCUUCGUCCGGAGCCACGUGUUCCUCGACUACCUUCAAGACCUCCGCGAACAGCUCGAUGCACGCGGCUUGCAGGUUGCCCUUGUGCUCGACGACCACGCCUCGCACACGACCUUCCACGCCAUCAGCUUGGCCAUCUCUCUGGACAUCGACCUCUUCCAGCUUCCGUCCCACACAUCGCACAUCACCCAGCCCUUGGACGUUGCGCGACAUGGCUGGCGUGNCAAGAACGGCGUCCCCGAUGCGAAGUACACCGUCACGGAGUCAUCCUUCGUCCGGAGCCACGUGUUCCUCGACUACCUUCAAGACCUCCGCGAACAGCUCGAUGCACGCGGCUUGCAGGUUGCCCUUGUGCUCGACGACCACGCCUCGCACACGACCUUCCACGCCAUCAGCUUGGCCAUCUCUCUGGACAUCGACCUCUUCCAGCUUCCGUCCCACACAUCGCACAUCACCCAGCCCUUGGACGUUGGUACGUUCGGAACCUUCAAGAAGGAGCUCACAAGGGUGCUCACGGCCUACCCCCUGAAAAUCGGGGGGAGGAGUCCAGUGCAGCGCGACAUGGCUGGCGUGAUUGCGGAGGCAUGGAGAGGGAGCUUCACGCCUGCGAAUAACAUGACGGCGUUCAAAGGAGCGGGCUUGUGGCCGGUGAACAUGGAGAAAGCCAUCAACCGACUACACAGCAAGAGGAAGCAAUGGGAGAAUGACCGUCCUAGCCCUGAAGACCUCGCCGUCGUUGCCUCCAAGAAGCAGCUCGAAGAAGAUCUCGGCCACGCUGCCCUCCUGGAGCUGAAACGACAGGGAGUGAUGAUCGAGGGCCUCCGCGUGAACACCGUGUUCCUCGGCGGGCUCACCCGCCUCACCAGGCGCUCCAAGUCUUUCGCGACCGUUCGGGCGGGCGGGAGGAAGCCCGAGGGCGGUCUCCUGUCCGCCGAAGAACACCUUGCUAAGGCAAAAACGGUACGCGGACGGAGGUCGGGGGGCGCGGCUGUGGUGGGGGUCAGGAAGGGCGAGACGGGCGCGGCCAGGGACAGGUUGGCCGGGGCCUCCCCGCUGGUGCUCGCGGAGAGGGAAGAGGCGCUCGUGGGCGGGUGGGGCCCGGUGCUCGCGUCCAAGGAGGAGUGGGACGGCCGAGAAGGGCGGUGGUUCCCUUGGUUCAGCCGCCGCCGCCGGCGGCUCCUUUUUCCUCUCGAGGACGGCAACGAACUUCGACACCAAUCGUUGAUGUGUAGACCAGAUGCUGUACGGCUAUCGAUUUAUUCGAGUGAAGGAUGAAUUAUUCGAGUGAGACAUACAGAAAACGUCAGUUAGUGUCGAGGUGCCGAUAUGCAUUUCGGGGUUGUGCUUCAACAGCUUUUGGGGGUAGUUUUCGAGCGUCCCACGGGGGGGGGGGGGGAUGGGGGGUGUAGCGGUGUUUUCCAGCACCCCGGGGACGUGGAAAUGCUGCCCCCGGGCCUGAAGGGCUAUUGAUUUUUUUUGCUGCUUCGCGACUUGAGCUGAUCGUCUUGAAAGGACCUUUCGAUGGGGCCUUCGAGUUGUAAGAAACAGGUGCGAUUUUCUACGAGAAGUCUCACGGCAGUGCCAAGCUGCUUUUUGCCUGGCCCAGUAUACGUGCUGAAUGUAUGUAGUCUAUGUUAAGAG
This is a messenger RNA of Ectocarpus sp. CCAP 1310/34, 2136 nucleotides long. The record is from the annotation of a GenBank genome assembly. NCBI's taxonomy places the organism in Eukaryota, Phaeophyceae, Ectocarpales, Ectocarpaceae.